GGUUUGCUUUCCAGUAGAAUUUUUAAGAUGGAGAAACCCAAACCGCCAAAAGGUAUUAAAGUGUGUGCUGUCUGUGGAGCGAAAAACGUUCGAGUAAUGCACAUAAAUGGUGACAUAGGUAGGGCCAAGAAUCUCGCAGGCCUCGUCCAGAAAUAUGGUGAAAUAACUGUUUUUGGUGUAAUGUGUUUGAAGUGUGUACGAAGAGUGCUUAUCAUACAUAAGCAUGCAACAAGAUUUCACGAUUUGUGUCAUAAGAAAGGCAUUGAUAACAAUGGGGACGUCUUAUCUCGAGGCUGUCAACUUCCUGUGAAUGACGGGACAGACACCUUAGACUUGGCUUAUUGUUUACAGUCACUGCAACAAAUGCAGUCUCGGUCACCGGUGAUACAUCUACCCCAAGCAAACAUUGGUUUGAAACAUUUAACUCUGAAGUCAAUUGACAUGCCAUUGUCUGUGCUAAGACCUAUCGCUCCUAAGCCACCCCAGAGUGAUGUGCGCAUACCUGGCAACGAUUCUCUUGUUGAUGGGACGCCUACUUCUAUUUUGGAUCUUGGGUCUAGGACUAACUCACAGGAGCUCCAAGCUAACCAAAGUGUUUCCACUCAACUCUACGAGUCUGUUAUCACAAGUUUAAUUGAGGGUGCUUUAGAUCCCGAUGCAGGCAGCCCACCUCCUCCCAAAAAGCCGAAGCUACACAAGCAUCAUGACGAUUGGGACUCAAAACCCUUUGGUGAUCAUACAUACGGCAAAGCAUUAACUGCAGAAGAAAUUCUGAAAAAGCAUGCUGAUGAGUGGAUAGAUUUACUAUCGGCUGAUCUUCUCCGCCAAAAGUCCCAAGAAAUGAUAAGUCCAGACAAUCAAAAUAUCCUUUUAAUCAAAGCAUCUGAAGGUAAAUUGAGCAAGAUUGCAGAAGCCGUCUUAAAAAUGCCAAAACUCAGAGCACAAAUCAUGGCUUGCUUGAUGUCGGACGUGAGUAACGCUCUAACUCGCAUCUCAAAUCGGAAACGUGGGAAUUUAAGUUGCCUGAAACCGAAAGGUUUUGAAGAUAAUAUGAACUUCGACUGGAACAGUGUUAUCCGAGAAAUGGAUUUGGUUUCGCCAGAGUUGCUGAAGCUCUGUAUGGCUAUGCUCUUCAAGCCGGAUAAAACCCAGCUGAACUCAGUCAGGAUGGCUAAGGAGACCAUACCAAAGAUCGGAGUUGUCUUCGCCGUUCUUGUCCAAGGUCGAUUCAGAGAGUUGACCAAAGUGCAGCGCAUUAUUAGUCUGGUGCUUCGUAGAAAUGGUUGCAACGGAAAGGCUGUAUGGCAGAAGAUGAACCCACUGGGUCUGUGUCUCUCCUACACAAGUAUGAUCACUUUGGAGCACGGACUAUGUGCCAACCAAACUACCUCCCAAAGUUCCAAGAUCACUGCUGGUGGUACUCAAGAAGAUAGCGCAACAGUACUUGCCCAAGAAGCCAAAAAGGGAAUCACAUUCGAGAGCACGAAAACACCAGCUAAGAAACCUAUCCUUAAAAUAAUUCGAAAAACUGUCACUUCUGACCAAGGAUCAGGUACUACAAACAAAAUCCCUGACUACUCAAGUGGUGAGUUUUCCAACGGAGGACCUGGCACUGGAACCGAUGAAGCUUUCCCUGUGCCUGCUGUAGCCACCACAAAUACAAUGGCUAUUGAGAAUGCAGCAUCACGAAUGAGUAUGGGAGCAGUACUCGCCCAAGAAGCCAAAAGGGGAACCACACUCGAGAGCAAGGAAACACCAGCUAAGAAACCUAUCCUUAAAAUAAUUCGAAAAACUGUCACUUCCGACCCAGGAUCAGGUACUACAAACAACAUCCUCGACUGCUCAAGUGGUGAGUUUUCCAACGAAGGACCUGGCACUGGAACCUAUGAAGCUGUCCCUCUGCCUGCUGUAGCCACCACAAAUACAAUGGCUAUUGAGAAUGCAGCAUCAAAAAUGAGUACUAUUACCUCGGAGCUGAAUACUCAAAACUACUCAUCAGAACUCAAACGUCUUGCAACGCAGGUUUCUGACACCCAACAGGACGAUUUGUCGGAUAGUGAUUUUGUUUUUCAAGGAAUUACUUUUUAAAAUCAUAAUUUGGGUCAAAUUUGGUGGAGAUGGUUCAUGCACAGGGAAAUCCUGCUAAGAAAAAGCAGGUUCUCAACCAAAAUGCAAAGGGGGAUUUUGUCGUUCUCCAAUUGCUUUCUGCUGAACAAAUGAGCUCAUUUGUGAGGACCAUUGACUUAGCCCAAUUUCAUAAAGCUGUUAAGCAGAAAAUACUGCCUAGCAGAUUCUUUUCCUAUUAAGCA
Asterias rubens (European starfish) is the source of this 2309-nucleotide messenger RNA. RefSeq lists its product as uncharacterized. The record is from RefSeq and is a predicted model, not a curated record. Bases 28 to 2088 code for a protein of 686 amino acids. The transcript has 2 exons. Lineage: Eukaryota; Metazoa; Echinodermata; Asteroidea; Forcipulatida; Asteriidae.